GUGGUGGUGAUUAUCAUGUGGUCGCUGCUGUGGGUCUUCAUAUUUCGCAGGGAAAGCAACAGUGGAGUGUAUUUUGCCGGGAUGUUCCGUGUUGCCAAUGUGGAAUUUAUCCCCGAGUACCGCCAUGAACAGUCCAGUGAGUUUGUAUCCAUGGCAAACAAAAUACAACACGUGGUGAGCAAUGUGUACAAGGUGUCCUCAGUAGCCAGACUCUACAAGCAAGCUGUCAUUUCAGACCUCAGUAACAACAACAAGGGCGGUGUGCUCGUUCACUUCUGGAUGGUGUUUGUGGUCCCUCAACUGAAGAGCCCAGCAGUGUGUGAGGAGUGUGUAGGAGCCAUUUUCAGAGACUCGGUCCACACCAGCAUGAUGAACAGGUCCUCUGUAGGCUACCUGCUGGGUCUUCCAGUGGAUAUUGACUCCAUCCUCAUCAAUGCUGUUCAGCGAUCAGAUUAUUCAUCAAAUGGAGCAGGCUCUCAGUGUGUAGAUAAGCUGUAUGCUAACCUUCCUGGGGCGAGUGUACCUUUAAAUGUCUUCUCAUCGUGGGGUGGUGUGAAUUGCCAUGUAAAACUCACCGCUGCCCCCGGCUCUCUGAUCCGUCUGACCAUCACCUCGCUCCUCAUUGAGCCCAGCGACUGUGUGAAUGAUGCCCUGACUGUGUACGAUGCUCUGCUGCCCAUGAGAGGGCGCAUUCUGCACAGGCUGUGUGAGUCAGUGUCCAGCUCCUUCUCCCUGGUGUCUACCUCCAAUGUCAUGUUGCUGUCCUUCAGAAUGACCAAUGACAACAAGAGCUUCAGAGGACACUUUGAGGCCAUUGCUGAAGAAGUGUGUAUGUCUCAAAUUGAGACCCACAUAAAGCCUGACAUCACUGGUCAAAUCUAUAGCCCCUUCCACCCCAGCCUUCUGCCCCCACAGUGCUUCUGCACCUGGAAGUUUGAGACCCCUAACAGUGCUUUAGGAGUUGCUCUGCAGUUUCAGAACUAUGUAUUGAAACCAAAGGCCAUGGAGGGCUGUGAACACGGCUGGUGGAAGGUCAAUGAAAUCAUUUUCUGUGGCAGCUACGUGGGACACCACACGGUGUUUCGGAUCGCUGACCACAGCCCAGAGGUGGAAUUUCGCAGCAGCUCACGUAACUCUGCUCAGCCUUUUCAGGCGUCUUACAGCAGCUACAAUAUCAGCCAGCCCUGUCCAGAGAGCCACUUCCUGUGCUCCACAGGACUGUGUGUGGAGAAAAGUCGACGCUGUGACGGCCUGGACGACUGCCAGGAUGAGAGUGACGAGGUCUUCUGCUCGAGGCCGACAAAGAACUGUGGUGGCAACAUUCCUCUGCAUCCUUUGUAUGUAUGCAAUGGAGAGACAGACUGCACCAAUGGAAUAGAUGAGAUCAACUGCACUCAGGAAACAACCUGCUCUGAAAUCAGGUAUCAAUGCAACAGUGGCUCCUGCAUCAUGAAGAAGAACGCAAAGUGCGAUGGUGUCCAUGACUGUCAGGACCACAGUGAUGAGGCCGAUUGUGCCUGUGGUCGUCCCUCCUUGAAGAAGGUGGGUUCAUCUUCAGGAGCUGAGCGCAUCGUGGGUGGAGAUAACUCUGUGGAGGGGGAGUGGCCGUGGCAGGUUAGCCUCCACUUCUCUGGUAACCUGUACUGUGGGGCUUCUGUCCUCUCCUCUGAUUGGCUCAUCUCAGCAGCACACUGCUUCAGCAAGGAAAGGCUCUCUGACCCACGAUACUGGAGCGCCCACCUCGGCAUGCUGACACAGGGCAGUGCCAAACACGUGGCGGAGAUCCAGCGGAUUGUGGUGCAUGAGUAUUAUAACACGUACACAUUUGACUAUGACAUCGCCCUGCUGCAGCUGAAGAAGCCCUGGCCUCCCUCUCUCAGCCCGCUGGUCCAGCCUGUGUGUCUGCCACCCCCCUCCCACACUGUCACAGACAACCACCGCUGCUUGGUCACCGGGUGGGGAUACCGCUCUGAGGAGGACAAAGUUCUGCCCUCAGUGCUGCAGAAAGCACAGGUGUCCUUACUGAGCCGGACUGACUGUAAGAAGAGCUAUGGACCUGUCUCCCCACGCAUGCUGUGUGCUGGGGUCCCCUCUGGAGAGCAGGACGCCUGCAGGGGCGACUCAGGGGGUCCUCUGUCCUGUCAGGCAGCGGGCGGGGGUCGCUGGUUCCUGAUUGGCAUCGUCAGCUGGGGGGCGGGCUGUGGCAGACCAAACCUGCCUGGGGUCUACACCAGGGUCAACAAGUUCACCUCCUGGAUCUACAGCCAUAUCAGCUGACACGAUGCAACUCUUAUUCAUCCAGUGACAGCAGAUGUUUAGAUCGCUGACACCUAAUAAUAAAAGCAUCAUCCGAUACUGUGUA
Messenger RNA from Perca flavescens (yellow perch), 2362 nucleotides. RefSeq names its product transmembrane serine protease 7 (gene tmprss7). Gene Ontology annotation, molecular function: serine-type endopeptidase activity; protein binding. Gene Ontology annotation, biological process: acrosome reaction; proteolysis. Lineage: Eukaryota; Metazoa; Chordata; Actinopteri; Perciformes; Percidae. The transcript is spliced from 17 exons. The record is from RefSeq and is a predicted model, not a curated record. Bases 16 to 2277 code for a protein of 753 amino acids.